Glossina fuscipes is the source of this 2467-nucleotide messenger RNA. Its product is annotated as serine protease 7. Gene Ontology annotation, biological process: proteolysis. The record is from RefSeq and is a predicted model, not a curated record. NCBI's taxonomy places the organism in Eukaryota, Metazoa, Arthropoda, Insecta, Diptera, Glossinidae. Gene Ontology annotation, molecular function: serine-type endopeptidase activity. The transcript has 2 exons. Bases 146 to 1579 code for a protein of 477 amino acids.
UUAUUUUAAAACGCGUGAUAAAUUAUUGAUUUUAAAAAUAUUUUUAUUUUAUUUUUUUUUUGCAUUUUUUACGUUUCGUGCAAAUCGUGUGCGUGCGUGUACGUGCGUUUGCAAAACCAAAAACUACAUACCGAGAUUCAUUAAAAUGUUUCCUAUACAUCAGCUAACGUUUAUUUUAAUAAUUUCCUGCCUUAAUGUAAAAGUGGUAUAUACGCAACACCAGCAACAACAGCAGCUGCAACAAUACGAAUAUGAACGACCAUCCACAUCACCAACACUACCUAUUUUAGAAUCUAACAAUAUUGACAGUAACAGUAGCACUAACAGCAAUAGCAGUAAAUGCGUCAACAGCAGCAACAUCACCGACAGCAGUAAUAGUAUUAGUAGUAGUAUUAGUAGUAGUAGUGGUAGUAGUAGUAGUAGUAGUAGUAGUAGUAAUAGAAUUAGUAGCAGCAGCAGCAGUGGCGGCAUCAGUUUUUCAAUUGGAAAAUAUUAUGGUUCUGGACAAAAACCACAUAAACAACAAGCACAACAGCAACAUGAACAACAAGAACAACAAGAACAACAACACCAACCACUGCAUUCAUUUAAGAAAUUGCCCGAUAGCACCACUAAAGGCUUUAGGAUGCCGUUACCAAUGGCCAAACAACUAACAGCCUCACGUAGACCAAAUCCAUUUAAAAAAUGGUUCGGUGUUUUCAAUCGGAACAUUGCAGCACCAACAUCAACCACACCAUCAUCAGCGUCAUUAUCGAAUACAUCAGCCGUUACACUAAACACAACACUUAAUACAUGUUCGUGCAGAUGUGGCGAACGCAACGAUGAGUCACGUAUCGUUGGUGGCUCGACUACCGGCGUCAGUGAAUAUCCAUGGAUGGCCCGUCUUAGCUACUUUAAUCGGUUUUAUUGCGGCGGCACCUUAAUAAACGAUCGUUAUGUAUUGACAGCUGCUCAUUGCGUAAAAGGUUUCAUGUGGUUCAUGAUUAAAGUUACUUUCGGCGAACAUGAUCGUUGCAAUGACCGAGAACGUCCUGAAACGCGUUUCGUUUUAAGAGCUUUCACGCAGAAAUUCAGUUUUGCAAAUUUUGAUAACGAUAUUGCGUUAUUGCGUCUCAAUGAUCGCGUGCCUAUUACUAGCUUCAUACGACCGAUUUGCUUGCCCCGUUACGAUCAACGUCAUGACCUUUUUGUAGGCACUAAAGGCAUAGCAAGCGGUUGGGGAACUUUGAAGGAAGACGGUAAACCGUCGUGUUUGUUGCAAGAGGUUACCGUGCCCGUUUUGGAUAAUGAAAUCUGCGUUGCCCAAACGAAUUAUACGCAAAAAAUGAUUACCAAAAAUAUGAUGUGCGCCGGUUAUCCGGGUAAAGGUGAGCGUGACAGUUGUCAAGGGGAUUCGGGUGGUCCAUUGGUACGUAUGCGACCCGACGAUAAACGCUACGAACAAAUUGGUAUCGUUUCGUGGGGCAAUGGUUGUGCUCGUCCCAAUUACCCCGGGGUUUAUACGAGAGUUACCAAAUACUUAGAUUGGAUUAUUGAGAAUUCUAAAGACGGUUGCUUCUGCGAGGAGGGAAUGUACUAAACAAAAUGAAACCGUAAGGGGAAUUAAUGAAAACGACACAAUACAGAGUAUUUUAGUUUUAAUUUUUAUUUAACAAAAAAGACAAAAAAUGUUAUUCUAUAGCAAAUAUAUUAAAUUAAGAAAAUAUUUGUGUUCUUCAUAACUAUUGAAGACUAAAACCUUUUGGAAAGGGUGAGGUGAAAACAAAAUAAACAAUUUGUUUGCCUAAGUUAUUCUAUUCUAUUUAUUUUAUUUAUUCAUUUAUGGCAUUUUAAUUUUUCUUUGUGAACAUUAAGUUUUUAAGUAUCUAAGGCCGAGUAGGCAAGGCAUCUCGACUGACAGCUCAAUGAUCGUGGGUUCAAAUCUCAAGUGCGAUAGAGCCGAUAUCCUUACGUGCUAGAGCUUUAAGACUUUAUUAUUGGAAUUCAUUUCUCUGGCUAAAUUAAUUAUGAUAAUAGUAGCAAUAAUAAGUAUUUCAGAGUUGCAAUGUACAAGUGAGGUGAGCAGAUUAAGGAAAGUGUCCGGCCUUUCUCUCUCUCUCUCUCUCUCUGUUUUUAUCUCUAUCCCUUCUUCUUUUUUUCUCUCUCUUUCUCCUUUCGCCCGUCAGUGUACAUAUUUUUACCUUGUAUCCUAACAUAUCUAUAACUCGGCUACCUAAAAUACGGUUAAUUUGUACCAUGGGGUAUCGAAAUUGUGUUAAACGAAACUUUCACAUUUUGUUAUUUAAACUAAACUAUCAUAUACAAUAACAUAAUUUUGCACAGUGUUAGUAACCAUGUCUACCUGCAUGUCCGUCUGAUGAAAUCAAGAUUAUGUUUUUAAAAGUUUAUCAAAAAGACCUGCCGUCGCUCUAAAUUGUUCUUUCUAAAUUUCAACAAAUAGACCUCAGAAAUCGGUACGCCAGAUCGU